UUUGCGCCCUGCAGUCAUGUUGCCUGCCGUGGUGAAGCUCAGCUGUGGUAUUACGUACCCUCUCUCCAGAGGCAUGGCAGGACUGCAGCGCACCACCAUCGCAGCAGUUGGACGUAAACUGGCUCACCACCAGACGGGCAUCCAGGCCGGCCAUCCUAGUUGGUGGCCGCGUGGCUUGCCAUGGCCAUGUCGGCCGGCGGCCCGUGAGGCGCCGCGUGGCCGAGGUGAGAGGCGGCCGAGCCUGCAGGAGGAGGAAGUGGCACUGGUGCAGCAGGGCCAGGAGGCGCUGAAGACUGCUCUCGCCAUCUUGGAGGACCAAAGUGGAUGGAAAACAGAGAUCUCCGAGGAGAAUGGCUUGAUUGUUUACAGCAAGGUUUUGCCGGGGGCGAAGAGAGUGUUUCGUCUGGAGGCAGAGUUGGACGCCAGCCCUGAGGAGUUGCACGACAUCCUGUUUGUCAAAGUGGAGGACAUGAGCUCAUGGAACCCCAGCAUCGGUCGCAUUAAAAUCCUGCGGCAGAUCAAUGCCGAAACCAUGGUGACACAUGAGGUGUCUGCCGAGACGGCAGGCAAUCUGAUUGGCCAGAGGGACUUUCUGAGUGUCAGGCACUGUAGCCGAGAGGAUUCGCGUAUUUGUCUGGCAGGAGCUGCCACUCAACUGGAAUCGCUGCCUCCUCAAAAUGGCUUUGUCAGGGCUGAAGACGGUCCGACGUGUAUCAUCCUGGAGGCUGCAGAUAGCGGGAGAGACAGGAGCCGCAUAACGUGGCUUCUCAACAUGGACGUGAAGGGCUGGCUGCCAAAGUCGAUUGUCAAUCAAGCGUUGCCACGAGCACAGGUGGACUUCACCAGAUACCUGCGCCAGCGUCUGGCCGAGGCGUCUGGCGUGACGGCACCUCGGCAGGAGCGGCGGCGCAGUGUCAAUGUUGAGCUCGGAGACGAGUGGCACUUUGGAACGGCGGGCAGAAUUGGAGCAGCGCUGUAGCACUUCCUCCCCCCUGGGGAGACCUCCUUCGAAAAAAACAUCCCCUCGCCUCUCUACCCAGUGGCACUGCAGGCGGGGACGCCCCACUCCGCUGGGAUGCCACACACUGCAAAAUGGCACCUGUCAUAUCAGGACUAACCUCCUAAUGCCAGCCGUCUGUGGGAGCCCCCUGCCUUCUGAAUGCCAGCGCCCUAUAGGGGUGCCAUCAGCACGGCUCCAACUCCAACCUUGCGUUGAGCUAUUUUCUACACUCAUAAUGGGGUUUCAGAGUCUGCCUGACUUGCCUGCUUUAUAUAUUUGACUAGACAGGUACAGUGUAGACCCAGUCUGUAUUUUGAACAAUAACAGGGGCCGGGCACUCACAGUCUGAGAUCACAAUGAAUGGCUUGCACCCACGUAUUGAAACCUGUCUGAUAAAGCGUGUGCUUCAAAGCACUGUGCAGCUAUGCACCGCACUAACCAACUAGCACAUGGGGCAUUACAAAUAGUAGGACAGUAAUGAUACUGUAGAACACUUUAAAGUGAAUGUGUAAUAUAUGGCUAACAACAUAUAGAACACUGGGACUAAAAUCUGCCUCUGAAGCCCAAUAUGGGGGUAGAGAGUUUAAAUAUUUAAUAAAGAAAUUAAGGGUAAAA
Alosa alosa (allis shad) is the source of this 1615-nucleotide messenger RNA. RefSeq names its product steroidogenic acute regulatory protein 2 (gene star2). The record is from RefSeq and is a predicted model, not a curated record. NCBI's taxonomy places the organism in Eukaryota, Metazoa, Chordata, Actinopteri, Clupeiformes, Clupeidae. Gene Ontology annotation, biological process: regulation of steroid biosynthetic process; steroid biosynthetic process; intracellular cholesterol transport. The transcript has 7 exons. Gene Ontology annotation, molecular function: cholesterol transfer activity; cholesterol binding. Gene Ontology annotation, cellular component: mitochondrion; mitochondrial intermembrane space. Bases 17 to 979 code for a protein of 320 amino acids.